Anopheles funestus (African malaria mosquito) is the source of this 9109-nucleotide messenger RNA. RefSeq names its product potassium voltage-gated channel protein eag (gene eag). The transcript has 18 exons. The coding region runs from base 1783 to 5142 and encodes 1119 amino acids. Gene Ontology annotation, biological process: regulation of membrane potential; potassium ion transmembrane transport. Gene Ontology annotation, molecular function: voltage-gated potassium channel activity. Lineage: Eukaryota; Metazoa; Arthropoda; Insecta; Diptera; Culicidae. The record is from RefSeq and is a predicted model, not a curated record. Gene Ontology annotation, cellular component: membrane.
UUUCGAUUGUGUGUUGUGGUGGUGCGCUUUGUCUAGCAGUUGCUUUUGCUUGUGUUGGGUGGUGUCCUAGCUCCUGGUCAGCUACCGAUAUGCCACGGCAAAGAAUGCCGAGAAUGCCUUCGAAGGGCUUCUUUAACCUCUAACCUAGUUGCCGACGUGUCACAGUGAGCCAGAACGGUCAUUUUGGGGGGUUGGCGAAUGUGUGUCCACACGUCUGUGUCUGUGUGUUUAAAGCCACGUCUUGGGCCAAGUACUGCAAAGGAAACGUUAGCGGGUGGGUGUGUGUCCUUUGUGUGUUUCGGUCGCCUUCCGUCGCACUUGCAGUGGCAGGAAAUAAGGAGGCGAAAGAAAAAAACUUUCGCUACGCGGUUUUUGCCAGACACACAGACACAAUAUCGGUUCGAUCCUGACAGGCGGCGGUCAAGUUCCCUGGACGGGAAUUUACAACCGCGAAGGCCGUGUAUCAACGUGUGUGUGAGUGUGUAUGUUUGUGUAUUUGUCGCAAGUAAGUUCUGAAGGCAGGCAGAACGGCAAUGACACCGUACCAUACUAACCGCCCCAGAACCGGGUGAAACCCACCACCCUCCACUCCGGAACGAGUGUAACGAUGAUAAAUGAAAGCAACAAUGUGUGUGCGUGUACUAAGUGGCUAUCGGGUGCGACUAAGCAGUGCGGUAGUGUUAGUGAGACCAAGCGCGUAUACUAGCAAGUUACGCCACCGAAGUCAUAGUGUACCGUACCGUGUGUCAGAGGCAAAUCGUACCACCGGCGGAUCUUUGGUUACAUUCCAGUUACGUGUGGUAUGCUGGCGGCUCAAGAUGAUGAGUGUCAAGUUCCCGUCUUUAGACGUUUUGCUGGAAAAAUAGCUUUCAAUGUAUGAAAUGAGAUACAAAAACGAAUUAACUACCAAGUGGUACGAUUGGAGCUAAGAUAGUGAUGUAGUGCUUAUGGUGCAAGUGUGUCCCUAUCGCAUUCCCCACAGUGAACGUGUUGCAGUGUUCAUCGCGUGCAUCCUGAUUCCGAUCGCAUCGCCUCCCCUACCUUCAGCUCCAUUACCCAGGCAGUGGAUAUCGAUCAGUGAAUGUAAAUUCGAUGCAAAAGUGCACCAUACAUCGUGCAGAUAUAAAUUCAAGUGUGUAAGAAAAACCAGAGUGCCAUGUGAGUGUGAUUCUGUCUGUGUGACGGUGUUUGCGGAAGGUAUGAUUGCGGAAUAAUUGCACUACCGAAGGUGGGGCAGUCCGAACAUGUACGCGUGGGUGAACGUCCUGUUCAGCAGCACCGCAAGUCUACCCGACAUCGGUGGUGCCACCGAACCGACCAGAUCGCGGAGUGUUCUCGGUGGAUACGCGUGAGGCAUAUAUGUGCUGUAUAUAUGGGUGUAUGUGCGUGUAUGUGCUUUGAAGGAAAAUUAAAAUAUAAGCAGAAUUAACGGGCAGUGAAAAACGAAAGGAAACAAAAAAAAACGAACAACAAAAUCCUUCAGGCUAUUGCAAUCGGCGAGUCAGUAAGGGUGAAGCAGUUCCUUUCAACAACGAAGUGUUUGAUUGUGCUCAGCAGUGGUGGUGGUGGUGGAGACGACGGCAAGCUUCCUAAGUGGCGGGUGGCUGGUUGGGGGCUAGCUGUUUGGGGCAGUAUGCUCAUCCGCGGUUGGCCGUGGUGUGGGCACUGUUGAUAAGAAUCGAUCGAAGUGAAUCGAGUGCUCAUCGUGUGCGAUACGGUGUAACGGCAACAUAGACACGCUGGCAACACUGCACCCCCGCUGACCGACGUCCCCCUGCCACGAUGCCCGGUGGACGGCGGGGGCUCGUUGCUCCCCAGAACACGUUUCUGGAAAACAUUAUCCGGCGUUCGAACUCGCAGCCGGAUAGCUCCUUUCUGUUGGCUAACGCUCAAAUAGUUGAUUUCCCCAUCGUGUACUGCAAUGAGGCCUUCUGUAAAAUUAGCGGCUAUAAUCGUGCUGAAGUUAUGCAAAAGUCAUGCAGGUGCGGCUUCAUGUACGGCGAGCUGACGGAGAAGGAGACGGUGGCCCGGGUGGAAUACGCGCUGGAACACCAGCAGCACGACCAGUUCGAGGUGCUACUCUACAAGAAAAACAAAACACCACUAUGGCUCCUGCUCCAGGUUGCUCCCAUUCGCAACGAACGGGAUUUGGUUGUGCUAUUUUUGCUGACGUUUCGGGACAUUACCGCCCUCAAGCAACCGAUCGACAGCGAGGACACGAAAGGUGGACUUUCCAAGUUCGCAAAGUUGGCUCGCUCCGUGACCAGAAGCCGUCAAUUCAGUGCACACUUGCCUACGCUAAAGGAUCCUACUAAGCAAUCAAAUCUAGCUCAUAUGAUGUCAUUAAGUGCCGAUGUUAUGCCACAGUAUCGCCAGGAAGCGCCAAAAACGCCGCCGCAUAUACUACUGCAUUAUUGUGCAUUCAAAGCAAUCUGGGAUUGGGUGAUAUUGUGUUUAACAUUUUAUACUGCAAUUAUGGUACCAUACAACGUAGCCUUCAAGAACAAGACGUCGGAGGAUGUUUCACUGUUGGUAGUUGACUCGAUAGUAGACGUAAUAUUUUUCAUAGACAUCGUGCUUAACUUUCACACGACGUUCGUCGGUCCGGGCGGUGAGGUCGUUAGUGACCCGAAGGUGAUCCGCAUGAACUACCUGAAGUCGUGGUUUAUCAUCGAUCUGCUCAGCUGUCUCCCGUACGACGUGUUCAAUGCGUUCGACCACGAUGAAGAUGGCAUCGGAUCGUUGUUCAGUGCGCUGAAGGUGGUGCGUCUGUUGCGGCUCGGACGAGUCGUGCGGAAGCUUGAUCGAUAUCUGGAGUAUGGUGCGGCCAUGUUGAUACUGUUGCUGUGCUUCUACAUGCUGGUGGCCCACUGGCUGGCCUGCAUCUGGUACUCGAUUGGGCGUAGUGAUGCUGACAAUGGGGUACAGUACAGCUGGCUCUGGAAGCUGGCCAACGUUACCCAGAACCCGUACUCCUACAUCUGGUCGAACGAGUCCAAUGCACCGGAGCUGGUGAAUGGUCCGUCGAGAAAAACGAUGUAUGUUACGGCGUUGUACUUCACCAUGACAUGUAUGACAUCGGUCGGAUUCGGAAACGUUGCUGCCGAGACGGACAACGAGAAGGUAUUCACUAUCUGCAUGAUGAUAAUUGCAGCUCUUCUGUACGCGACCAUUUUCGGUCACGUUACCACCAUCAUCCAGCAAAUGACAUCGGCCACCGCAAAGUACCACGAUAUGCUGAACAACGUGCGGGAGUUCAUGAAGCUGCACGAGGUACCGAAGGCCCUGAGCGAACGCGUUAUGGACUAUGUUGUAUCAACAUGGGCCAUGACCAAAGGGCUGGACACGGACAAGGUUCUAAACUAUUGCCCAAAGGACAUGAAGGCCGAUAUCUGCGUCCAUCUGAACCGGAAGGUAUUUAACGAGCAUCCGGCAUUUCGAUUAGCAUCCGAUGGAUGCCUCCGGGCCCUGGCGAUGCACUUCUGCAUGUCACACUCUGCGCCGGGGGAUCUGCUCUAUCAUACGGGCGAAAGCAUCGACAGUCUGUGCUUUAUCGUGACGGGCAGCCUGGAGGUGAUACAGGACGACGAGGUGGUCGCCAUACUGGGCAAGGGCGACGUGUUCGGCGACUCGUUCUGGAAGGAUUCGGCUGUGGGGCAAAGUGCAGCUAAUGUACGGGCGUUAACUUACUGUGAUUUACAUGCGAUAAAACGAGACAAGCUGCUCGAAGUAUUAGAUUUUUAUCAGGCUUUUGCUAAUAGUUUUGCGAGGAAUCUAGUUUUAACGUACAACCUAAGACAUCGAUUAAUCUUUAGGAAAGUAGCGGACGUUCGGCGUGAGAAAGAGCUAGCGGAGCGACGGAAGAACGAACCACAACUGGGCUCUAGUCAAGAUCACCUGGUAAGAAAAAUAUUUUCAAAAUUUAGACGAGCUCAGCAAAAUGCACAAGGAACCAAGGACCAAACUGGUUCCGUUCAAAGCGACGUUGAGAAGGGCGACACAGAUACAGACAAAGGAAAGUUGCCGGCCAAGCUGACGUUGACGGAGGACACGCGGGCUCUUACAACUGCUGUGCCGUCACCUUCACCAUCACCCUCACCGUCGUCCGGACCACCGUCAGCCAAAGGUCCGCGUGCCAGCAAGUGGGGCCGGCUGUUGGGCAGCUCCAGUGUCGAUUCGGCCAGCGACACCAGCACAAAGGUAGCCGUGUCUAGAAGUUUAAGUGCACGCGAAAGCUUACGUGAAAGUGCACAAGGUAGAGCGAGCUCGAGCUCGAGUAGUAAUGGCGGUCAAGGCAACAAGAUAUUUCCCAAGACGCCAAAACUAUCACCCGGACCGGGAGCAACGCUGGCACGGCAGGAUACGAUUGAUGAGGGUGGUGAAGCGGACCAUACGCCAGCUGCACGACCACCCGAUCGACCCGUGGUGCACAUGGAGCGUGAGGUGAAGGCUCCAUCGCUGGAGCGACAACCGACGGAGCGGGACCGGCUGCUGGAUACGGCCACAACGGAACGCGUCCGGGAACGGGAACGGGAGCGGGAACGGGAACGCGAACGCGAGCGGGAACGGGAACGCGAGCGGGAGCGACAGAUGGAGCGCAAUCUGUCCCUGGAGCGCGAGCGUCAGAUCGAGAUGGCACAGUCCCGAUCGACGACCUCCGACACGUACGAUACAGGGCUACGGGAGCAGCCGUCCACGCUCGCCCAGCGGGAUCUCAUUGCGACGGUCCUGGACAUGAAGGUCGACGUGCGCCUGGAGAUGCAGCGAAUGGCACAGCGGAUGAGUCGCAUCGAGGAGCUGCUGAACGAUCUGCUAAACCGCAUCCAGAUCGACUCGUCCGGCCAAAGCUCACCGGGCGAUAUGCCAUCGGUAGUGGCGGCGCCCGGUCCCAGCACGUCCGGCGCAAUCGUACCGACCGCGGCACCCAACCCGGGUGCCGGCCCGGGCGCACUAGGCCUUAGUCCGGCGACCGCCGCAGCGAUCGGUCCCGGUGGUAACGGGCUUGGGCCGAUCCUGUUACGCAAGCGGCGCUCCAAAAGCCGCAAGGCACCGGCUCCACCUAAACAGAGCCCGGAGCAGACCUGCCUGCUCGACAGUGAGCUCCCGUCUACUUCGGCUACGCGCAAGCGCGAGUUCCUCUAGCCCCGGAUACUGCUGCGCCACCAGGCGGACUAUCUGCCCGAGCAGUAGCACGCUCCAUCCGGCGCUCCUGCACGCCGUGCGCUUCCUCUGCCUUUAGCACCGGCAAUUCUGUCACGCGCGAAACGUUGAUCUGAGUGAUUGAGCGAAAGUGAUCUACGUAGUAGCUACGCAACAAUCAGAGUGGAUCAGUAUUUUCUCCCUUUUCUCCUUCGCAUCCGUAGUUAGUACAUUUACUUUCCCCGCUAGAGCGACACGAGAGCAAUGGAGCUGUAGACGAUGCGUCUUAGUUCACGACAUUGUAAGCGCUAUCAGCACAGACCGCACAGCGACAAUCGAAGUACGAAUCACACAGAUGCCCAUCUCUUCCUCCCUUGACAAAUUUCCACCCCUCACACGUACUCGCCGUAAAGGACCGCUUGCCUUCUUUGCCACAUUUCGUUCGGUAGUUUUCGGUCUCUUCGGUCCUUCGGUAGAAUUGCCAAACGUGUACACAUAUCUAUAUUGUAGGAUUGAGUUGAACGUUGAAAGUGGAUUUGAUGCAACUAGGUUUAUGCUCACGAUCGAUGACGGCGUGCAUAGGUACACGAGUAAUUUCCUUCCUAGAAGUGCAAGCAAGAAAAGUACAGCAAUGGUAGCAGUAGCAAGCAGAAGUAGUGCAAGCUAGUAGAAAGGCGAAGAAAUGAAGGAAUGUGUCUAAGUAGUUGGGUUUUGACAAGAGGGUAGCAAUUGUAGAGUUUGUAGACUGUUGAGUGGAUUACUUAAUUGAAGAGAAGGCGAUGGAGAAGGUAACUACUAUUAUCUAUACACUCGCACCGACUUUUAUCGGCUAGAAUUUUUGAUACACCAUUUCUCUAGUUCCGUUUUCCUUUCGAUGCCUUUCUUUUUUCCUGCCCUUUUUCUAACUAUUUUUCACUUGUAAAAUAAUGCUGGUACGAAUCAGAUCUGCUCUUAAGGCGUGCAGCGUGAAGGAUAGUUUCACUUGCCGCGCGUAUCCACACACGCAGGACAGGAAAUCGCAGAACCACCUGCCUAUCUUUACUUAACAGAAUGGCAAUCAUAGAAUGAAUGGAAGUGAAAAGGUACGAUAAGGUAGCGCAUAUAUAUGCCCAGCGAUGCCAUUAGGUUUAGUGACACGAGUGACUUUUUACGGAACGGGUUAGCCGCAAGUUCUUUGAGCAUCUGUAUCUCAACUCACCUCUGCUGCAGCACGCACGCUGUUUACCUAUGGUUUCCAAAGUCGACGUCCCUUGUCCGACGACCGUUUCGGUAGUAAUUUCUAUUGCCUAUCACUACACUGUCGACUGUAGUAUCGUUUUGCACCAGGACCCAACUAACCUUUGCGGAUAUGUGUCUCUGCGGGCAAAACUGUGGCAUAUUCGACCAGUGUCACACAAAGUCAAAAUGGGCAAAGCUGGAAGACUGUUAAUUUUACAAACGAAAGCACUUACCGUAACUACAACAUGCUUUACCGAUGGAGGCAAAUGCACGCAGAAGCAUCACCUCUGUCUACUUUAUACAACUAACUAGCGAAUGCGUCAUGGCUAAAGUGUCAUCUUUGUCAUUUGUAUCGUAGUAGAUCACCGAAUAUAACGUCAGCGAAAUGGUCACAGAAAAAUCGGGGAAUGGUCACCAAACCGGUGUAGACAUAUGGCUAGCAAGCAAACACGGUACCUUUUUUGGGGGGGAGCGACUUUAUUGCAAUCAUUUUUAUUAGAUGCACACCUUUUCAAUGCAACCAACGAAAAAAAACGUUGUAGGAUGAAACACUCUCGACACAUCGACACAUCGGCCCAUGUGAUCGUAUGUUUGUUACAAGCGUAGUCUAUGUAAUGUGUAAAGAAAGAACAUGGUUUGAACAAUCGUUAGCAAAUGAAAACAUUUAAAAAAAUCACAGACACACUCCCAGACAAACAAAUAUUUACAGUUACGAGAGUGGAAUUGAUAGAGUUAUUUCAGUUACGUAUGGAUGAAAUUACAAAACGUGCGUUAGAACGUCAUUAUCAUGUAGAGCUAUCGAAGAUAUUAGACUGUUUGUGAAGCGAUCGCACGCUGUGCAAAAUAUUUCUUUUAAUUUUAAUUUUAAUUGUUCUGAUGCUUCAAGCUAAAGAUGCUCGAAGGUGUAUAAUUAAUAAUGUAGAGAAUUAAGGAAAAAUUUUACUUUCUUUCACUGUUAUGAUGCCGUAGAAUGAUUCAUAGGAAACAAAUUUUCUUGCAUUUCUCAUCGUGGAAUGAUUCAUUUUUCAUCCACCUUGAAGAAACGAUAGUCAAACGCUAUAUUUAAUCCUCUCUAGGCCCGUACUACUAGUAGCGACUGCAAAACGAUUGGCUCGUGAAUGAUUGUGAUGAAAAUCUAUUAUUUCGGAACCGUUAGAUAACUGCUCGUUUAUUUCACUUAAUCCUAAGAAGCUUUCGUCUUGUUAUCGAUAGUAUAAGCAUUAUGCAAAAGAAUUGUUUAUGUAAAAACUAACGAUGUCAAACAACGCACGACAUGAGGAAGGUUUUGUCGUGCAGAUUGCAUACCGACAGGUGAAUUCGAUAUCAGCACUUCUUUAAGGUUUUUUUUUUGCCAUAAGAUAAAAUUGUUCUUUUUGUGAGUGCUUUUUUCGAUUGUUUCAUUUUCGAAUAUGUGGCCGAAUUGUGGCAGCUUUAUUGUGAUUUCAAAUCGAGCAGCUCCCAAAAACUUUACAAACCAUUUCGUAAUUCCAUUUGCCUAUUGACAGGCGUUUUUUUGCAGUGUAGUUUUUUUUUGCGAUUUUCGCCUUGUGUCCAUGGGCCCUUAAAGCGCAAGUCAAUGCAUUGCGUAUAUCAUACUGCUUGCUAGCAUAAUCCAUUACCUUUCGUUACUGCAGUAACAGUGUAGACACACCGUAUUGAUUGGUGCAUUAAGACAAGGUGCAUACCCGGUUGCAUACAGCGUGUGGGCCGAGUACCAGUUAGUUUAAAUAUUGUACUAAAAUACAACCAGCAACAUUAGCAUCAUAAGAGGAAACACACUCCCUGUAUAAAUAGCAAAAAAUUAUAGAAUCAAGAAAUGCGAAAGAACAACAUAACAAUAAGCAACGCUAAGGCGGCAAAUGUACUAUAAAGGAGCGCGAUUCCACUCAACUGGACGAAUUUUAUUAUUCUCAUUCACAAACACACACACACAGUAAUCGCCUUAUAUAGCAAACGGAAGAGCAAAUCCAUACCAACAAUUCGCAUCGCAUUGUAAAAAAAGGAACUCAUUUAGUUAUCGCACAGCAAAGGAUGCUCUUUGCUUAUGUUCUUACAUUAACACACAAUCACACACACACAUAUACAUAUAUACCCAUACAGACUCAACCUGCAGACCAACUUUUAUAAAGCGAUGUUGGGAGUAAGCUUAGGAAACAAAAUGGGGCAAAACAACCAUGCUUGGUAAGCGUAUAAUAAAUCAAAACGAUAAUACUGUAGAACUGUAGCAAUUUCAAUACACGCCUUCUAAAACAUGCAUUAAACACAGACACGAACGUGCGCGCACGGUCGUGGCAUUCUAUUACAAUAAUGGCGCGAAUGUAAACACGGGAGAUAAAAAAAAACUAUUCUUGUUGACGGGUAACUAUACUUGAACGAUGUUGAUUGGGAAAGAAGCUAUAAAAUAUCCUCUCUGUCCACUAGACCCCUGUUGUACACAUACAUACAAACGUUCCCAACUGGACGUCCUUUUUCCAACCAUUUUCCACAUGGAGUAGAAAGCAGCUGCUUGUGCUUGAUGAUAUAUACAUAUAUACACUCAUAUUUAUAUACAUACACGGUCACAAAACACAUACAAAAAGGUAAUGAAACUCUUAUUAAAAAAAAAAAAACAAACAAACAAACAGAAGAUAUAUCGCAAUUAUGCAACAUACAAGACAAAACGAACAAAUGAACAAUGUUAUGACGUAAAUCGUACGCUCAAUGCUCAUAACCAUAAUCCGUCAAACAAACAAACAAAAAAAAAAAAGGAAAA